This is a messenger RNA of Cucurbita pepo subsp. pepo (vegetable marrow), 1918 nucleotides long. Its product is annotated as Glucose-methanol-choline (GMC) oxidoreductase family protein. The record is from RefSeq and is a predicted model, not a curated record. Gene Ontology annotation, molecular function: oxidoreductase activity, acting on CH-OH group of donors; flavin adenine dinucleotide binding. NCBI's taxonomy places the organism in Eukaryota, Viridiplantae, Streptophyta, Magnoliopsida, Cucurbitales, Cucurbitaceae.
UUAAAAGGCAUGCUUCAAGUUCUUACCGAGUGGAAGGAGUUCAUGAAAUUUGUUGAGGACUAUUUCACAAAUUCUCUUCACAAUAUGAAACUAUUCCCAACUGAAUCCUCAGCCAACAACCAAACCACUCUCGUUUUCUUCCUCUGAUAUUCAAAUUUCGCUCACUAUUCCUCAAGAAAUCCUCUCUGUUCUCCAAGAAAACGCUCCCGUCAAUAAUGAUUCUUCGCAUUUUCUUCUACUCCCAAUUUCUCGUGUUCUUCGCGAUCUUCUACGCCUCAUCCUCCAUUUCCGCGGAUCGGAGAUCUCCUUGGGAAGGUCCCAAGUACAUGAAGUUCGUGUCGAACGCGACGGAAUUUCCUGUAAAAGAUUACUACGAUUACAUAAUCGUCGGCGGAGGAACAACCGGAUGCCCGCUGGCGGCGACGCUAUCAAGCCAUUACAGAGUUCUUGUUCUGGAGCGCGGCGGAGUUCCAUAUGGAAACUCCAAUCUAAUGUCGCAGGAAGGAUUCUUGAUGACUUUAAUGGACGAAGCCUACUCACGUGACUCCCCCGUGCAAGCCUUCACCUCCGAAGAAGGAGUCCCUAACGCUCGUGGCCGGAUCCUCGGCGGCAGCAGCGCCAUCAACGCCGGCUUCUACAGUCGAGCUGAUCGAGCCUUCUUUCACCGCUCCCACCUCAAUUGGGACCUCACGAUGGUCAAUCAGUCCUACGAGUGGGUCGAAAAGAAGAUUGUAUUCAAACCGAAUCUCAAGAAUUGGCAAUCGGUGGUUCGAGACGGAAUGGUCGAAGCCGGAAUCAACCCUUACAACGGCUUCACUUUGGAGCAUUUGGUUGGGACCAAAAUCGGAGGCUCCACAUUCGACGAAAUGGGCCGCCGCCAUAGCGCGGCGGAUCUUCUAUCCUAUGCGACGCCGUUUAACAUCCAAGUGGCGGUGUACGCGACGGUGGAGAGAAUUCUCUUGACUUCAACAGGACAGUUCGGACGUGCAGCAGUUGGGGUUCUAUACCGUGAUCAAAGAGGCGCGUAUCACCACGCGAUGCUAUGUGCGCGUGGGGAAGUUUUGUUAUCUGCAGGCGCUAUUGGCAGUCCGCAAUUACUGUUACUCAGUGGAAUUGGUUCACGUCCGUAUUUGUCGUCAUGGGGUAUUCCGGUGGCUCAUCAUUUACCCUUUGUGGGACAUAACCUGUACGACAACCCCCGUAACGGAAUCUCCAUAUUAGCACCGAUGCCGUUAGAGCAAUCGUUGAUACAAGUAGCAGGAAUAACGGAAUCCGGCUCGUAUCUGGAAGCGGCGUCUAAUGUAAUUCCGUUUACUUCACCGCCGAGGUCUUUCUUCAUAAAAACCCCAUCGGCGCCGGUUUAUUUGACGGUGGCGACAUUGAUGGAGAAGAUAGCAGGACCGGUAUCAUUCGGUUCGAUGCGACUGGCGUCGACCGAUGUGAGAACCAACCCGGUGGUUCGGUUUAACUACUUCAGCAACACGGUGGACUUGGAGAGGUGCGUGAACGGGAUGAGGAAGAUAGGGGAGGUUCUGAGGAGCCGGUCGAUGGAGAGUUUUAAGUUUAGAGAGCGGUCGGGGCGGAGGGAGUUCCGGUUCGUAGGGCCGGUUUAUCCAGCGGAUGAGGGGCGGUUGAGGGAGUUUUGUAGAGAAAGUGUGAGUACGAUAUGGCAUUACCAUGGCGGGUGCGUGACAGGGAAAGUGGUGGAGCGUAAUUAUAAGGUGAUUGGAAUGAAAGCGCUGAGAGUGGUCGACGGGUCGACUUUUGGGGUUUCCCCUGGUACUAAUCCUCAGGCCACGCUCAUGAUGCUUGGACGAUAUGUCGGCCUCCAAAUUAUCAACCAACGACGCUCCUCUGCUACUACCACCUAGUUUUUCUGCUUUUCUCUUCUUAUCGGAAUUUUACAUUUACCGCCUAA